Molecule: messenger RNA, 1785 nt
Organism: Emiliania huxleyi CCMP1516
Lineage: Eukaryota; Haptophyta; Isochrysidales; Noelaerhabdaceae
Exons: 5
Coding region: 1-1785 (594 amino acids)
Biological process (GO): transmembrane transport
Cellular component (GO): membrane
Molecular function (GO): transmembrane transporter activity
Source: RefSeq, a predicted model, not a curated record
AUGUCGCUCGCCUCUGCAGUGGCGAUGCUCCUGGUGUGUGGCAUGGCGUCAAACCUGGGCUUCUGCGUCGGGCCGCACAUUGGUGUUUUCGUGGACAGGUUCGGACCGCGGACCGGCGCUCUGGUGGCCGCAAUCCUCACCGCCACCGCCACCGCCAAGUCGCUUGAAUCGCCCGCCCGGUCCUUCGAGGCGACGGCGGCGAUGUUCGUACUUGUCGGCCAGAGCUCCUCGCUCGCUUACAUGUCUGCGAUUGCCGCUUACAAGGGCUUCCUGCCCGCCAACCGCGGCAAGGUGAUAGGGGUACUCGACGGCGCGUUUGGCCUCUCGCCAGCUCUCUUCAGCGCCAUCUACGCGCUCCACUUCUCACCUCGCGUUGGCAGCUUCUUCCUCCUCGUCGCAGGGUGCCUCUUUGGCGUCAGCUUGCUGGGCCAUCAGCCAUACACGCACCUCCAGCCGGCGACGCCAGUGCACGUGACAGCGGUACACUGGAUGGAUGCGGCAGUGGACUGGAGGGAGGCGUUGGCGCGAGCAAACCAUCUUUGGGUCGCCAAUGCCCUCCUGUUCAUCAACAACGUCAGCUUCAUCGACACCGCUCUCGGCCAGACCUCAGCCACCGCAAAGGUGACCCUGCUCUGGCCGGUGGCGAGCGCGGUGUCGAGGGUUGCGUCGGGCGGCCUCUCCGACCGCUUCGAGCGCCGCAUCUCAAGGACCGGCUUCCUGUUCCUCGCCGCAGUGACCAUGACUGGCGUCAACGCCUUUCUGGUAUUCGAGCUCCAGUCGGUCGAAGUGGGAGCCGUGAUCGUCGGCUGCUGCUUUGGCGCGACGUGGUGCCUGACCCCGCUCAUCGUCGACGACGAGUUUGGAUCCGCGUCGUUUGGGCAGACCCGGUCGACACUGAUGGUUGCGUCGGCCAUCGGCGGCUUCAUGCUCGCGCCCAUAGAGGAUGCCGCAUACCGCGAGCACACGGCGCCGGGCGCCAGGGAGUGCUAUGGACGUAUGGAGUCGCUUGCUACAACCGCCUUCGAGGCUAAGCGCGGGCCUGGCCGCGCCGAGUGGCUCGCAGCCGGCAGUCCGCUCGAGCUCGGCUUUCUGCCAUUCCCGCUCGACCAGGCGCUGCUGCCCGGUGAGACGCGGCAGGUCCAUUUGUACGAGGCGCGCUUCAUCACGCUCUUCUCCGAGGCGGCAUCCAAGCACCACGACUGCCUCGGCGCCGUCCUCUUCACGCCGCAGGGCAAUGUGGCCUCGGUCACGUCUCUGCUGGAGAUUGAGGAGUUUCGGACCGGCGCCGAGGAGAUUGGCGUCUGGGCGAACCUGAAGUGCGUCGGCCGCGUGAAGCUCAAGGAGCUCGAGACGACCGAGUUUGACUACCUCUCUGGCGGGGUGGAGCUCUUUACCGACUCUUUACCGACCGAGGAGCGAGCAGAGGACGACGCGGCGGCGGCCGAGCUGAGAGAGCUGCACGCCUCGGUGAGGGAGAUGGAGGAGCGGCUCACCAAGGCUGGCGAGGGCGCCGCUGUGGCGGAGGCGACAGGGCGCGAGGCGCGCGUGGAGUGGGGACAUGAGGUCCGCGACGGCAGCGAGGAGGCGGGGCUCGGCCUCGAGGCGCAGCGGCAGCUCCUCUCCUUCUCCGCGUCGGCCACCCUCUCGCCGUCGGCGCGGGCGCAGGCGCUGGGCAUGCGCAGCGGCGCAGAGCGGCUCGCGGCGGCGACGGCCGUGCUCAAGGAGCAGCAGCGCCGCCUCUCGGCACUGCUCGUGCUGCGCGACGCGGGGCUCGAGGCGUCCUAA